UUUUGUUACGACAGAGGAAAACAUUUUAAAGCAACAGAAAUAUUGUAAUAUUAUUAAAAAAAAUACUGUUAAAUAUUAAAAUGUCGAAUAGUCAUUUGUUUUUAAAAUCUGGAUUUCCUCGAGCUCCUUUGCAGAAUGGACUGGGUCGUUAUGUGUGUCAACUUCAGAGAGUUACUCUGAAGUUUUGUAAAAAUAAUGGAUCGAGCAAAGGCAUGCGGGAAUUCAUUGAAAGUAAUUUAAUUGAUUUUGCCAAAGAGAAUCCUGGUGUGGUAGUAUAUGUUAAGCCUAGACGUCACCGCACUCCUGUAUUAGUGGGAGAAUAUCUUAAUGGAGAACGUGAGUGGUUAAAUUGUCGAAACUCAUCUAAGGAUGAUAUUCUCAAGUGGAUAGAACUAUUGAAAACCCAAAAUGGUCCUUCAAGUGCAUCCCGUUUACGAAAAAUGUGGCAUACAGAUGUACCAUCAAUUCAGGGCCCAUGGACGCCCUUUACCUUGCGCAAUCCUGAUCAUAAUUUAAUUACUUAUCCAAGUUCUGAACUAUCAUAUCCUUUGGAUGUUCAACCCUCAGCUACAGAAAAAUUAAUUGAAUUAUUUAGAGAACAAAAACUUACUGAUGGAAAAUCAGAUAAUGAAAUUUUGACCUCAAAACGAGCUGAAUAAAGCACAUAUAAAAGAUUAAUUGAACUUCCAA
Calliphora vicina (urban bluebottle blowfly) is the source of this 690-nucleotide messenger RNA. RefSeq names its product mitochondrial ribosomal protein L43 (gene mRpL43). Lineage: Eukaryota; Metazoa; Arthropoda; Insecta; Diptera; Calliphoridae. Gene Ontology annotation, cellular component: mitochondrial large ribosomal subunit. The record is from RefSeq and is a predicted model, not a curated record. Bases 81 to 659 code for a protein of 192 amino acids. Gene Ontology annotation, biological process: mitochondrial translation. The transcript is spliced from 3 exons. Gene Ontology annotation, molecular function: structural constituent of ribosome.